AUGAUUAUUCCCAUUGAUAUGAAUAUUUCAUCACGAGAUCAUUCGAUAAAUAAAAAGACGACGAAUGAGUAUCUUGUUGACUACAUUUUGUUGAAUAUGUCUGUUGAUGUUUCUGAUUUAUUACCAGUAAUUGAACCUGAUCUUGAGCCUAGUUUAAGUCUAUCAGGUAUAUUAUCUCGAAGAGAAAAAUACAAAAAUGUUAUUACAAUGGCUGUCCUAUUAUUUAUUAAUUUGUUAAAUUUUAUGGAUCGAUUUAUUAUUGCAGGUGUACUAGAGAAAAUUAUAAAAGAUUUUUCUAUUUCGGAAUCACAAGGUGGUCUUCUUCAAACAGUAUUCGUUUGUAGUUAUAUGGCACUAGCACCUCUCUUUGGUUAUUUAGGAGAUCGAUAUAGUCGAAAAAUGUUAAUUAUUAUUGGUGUUAGUAUUUGGUCCAUGACUACUUUAGCCGGAUCAUUUGUGCCAAGUCAUUUGUUUGCAGUUUUUGCAAUAUUACGUGGUUUAGUCGGUAUUGGUGAAGCUUCAUAUUCAUGUGUUGCACCAACAAUUAUUGCUGAUAUGUAUAAACAUGAUAUGAGAACAAGAAUGUUAGCUCUUUUCAAUAUUGCUACACCAGUAGGAGGUGGUCUUGGUUAUAUUGUUGGUGCAUAUGUUGCAGUUGCAUUUCAUGGCGAGUGGCGUUGGGCUCUACGAAUUACACCUGCUCUUGGUUUCAUUUGUGUUAUAUUACUUCUUGUUCUUGUUAGAGAACCAGUACGAGGCAGUAUUGAUGGAGCUCAAGUUUUAAAAAGAGAUAAUUGGUUUUCUGAUGUUCAAAAAAUCUUUAGAGUAAAAAGUUUUAUUUUAACAACCCUUGGAUUUACAUGGGUAGCAUUUGCAUUAGGUUCACUUGCUUGGUGGGCACCAAGAUUUCUUCAAUUAGCUUAUAUUUUGCAUUAUAAAACUGAAAGUGAACAAGUUAAAGCCAAUGUUAGUCUUUAUUUUGGUAUAGUAACUUGUGGUGCUGGACUUCUUGGUGUUCUACUUGGAAGUGAAAUAGCUAGAUGGUAUCGUAAAAGAAAUCCACGUGGUGAUCCAAUUGUUUGUGGUGUUGCUGUUCUUUUAGCCAUACCAUUUCUAGCUGCUUCAAUUAUCUUUUCUAAAGAUAAUAUAAUUGUAACAUGGAUUUGCAUUGCUGUGACUGAAACAUUACUUUCUAGUAAUUGGGCAAUAAUAUCAGAUAUGCUUAUGUAUAUUAUCAUUCCACCCAGACGUGCUACAGCAAGUUCUAUUCAAAUAUUUAUUUUACAUUUAUUUGGUGAUGCAUCUAGUCCAUAUAUCAUCGGUCUCGUAAGUGAUUUCUUUCGAAAAGGAUCAAAACAAAACGAAAUUAUAUGGAAAUCCUUACGAUAUGCUUUAUUAUUAACACCAGCUGUUGCUUCUUUCGGUGGUAUUGUUUUUCUAGUAGCGGCUCUUUUUAUUGUUCGAGAUCGUCGUGAAGCCGAAGCUACUAUAGAAUCAAUGAAUAUAUCAAACACUUUUCGAAUGGAAGAAUCAAAAACUUAG
Rotaria sordida is the source of this 1542-nucleotide messenger RNA. The record is from the annotation of a GenBank genome assembly. Lineage: Eukaryota; Metazoa; Rotifera; Eurotatoria; Philodinida; Philodinidae.